GUAAAGAUAGCAAGGGAACUUUUUCUCGGACGCACAGAACUGGACAGAAGUUUAAAUGAUCAUCCGGAAGAGUAAUAAAAUCAAAAAGCUACUCGAUCUAUGGCCCGGUAAAAGUGCACUCGGCAUCUAUCGGUUUUUGCCCAUUUUCUUCGGGCUCGGUGCCGCACUAGAAUUUUCCAUGAUCCACUGGCGCGUAGGGGAAACUAAUUUCUAUAACACGUUCAAAAAGCGUCAGGCGAAAGACAUCGUUGAGGAACGGUUGCGUUUGCAUCAGCUGGAACCAAUAGGAAAGUAAAGUGCCACCAUGCCGGCCGGUGUUCCGAUGCGUCAGUAUCUUACUUUCACAGCGGCGGCCUUGCUGAUGAUGUUUGCGGGGUCACAGGUUGUGCACACGUACUACCACCCUCUACGCGACCUGAAUUACUACAUCGAGCGGGAAAUCAAAAG
Anopheles bellator is the source of this 447-nucleotide messenger RNA. RefSeq names its product small integral membrane protein 4 (gene sloth1). NCBI's taxonomy places the organism in Eukaryota, Metazoa, Arthropoda, Insecta, Diptera, Culicidae. Bases 56 to 295 code for a protein of 79 amino acids. The record is from RefSeq and is a predicted model, not a curated record. The transcript has 2 exons.